Carlito syrichta (Philippine tarsier) is the source of this 1534-nucleotide messenger RNA. RefSeq names its product EEF1A lysine methyltransferase 2 (gene EEF1AKMT2). The transcript has 7 exons. Gene Ontology annotation, cellular component: cytoplasm. Gene Ontology annotation, biological process: peptidyl-lysine dimethylation; peptidyl-lysine monomethylation. Gene Ontology annotation, molecular function: protein-lysine N-methyltransferase activity. The record is from RefSeq and is a predicted model, not a curated record. Bases 9 to 761 code for a protein of 250 amino acids. NCBI's taxonomy places the organism in Eukaryota, Metazoa, Chordata, Mammalia, Primates, Tarsiidae.
UGAGCGCGAUGAGCUCCGGCGGCGCGGCGGCGCGGUCCGGAGAGGGCAGUCCCGGGGAGGGUGCUUUCGUUCCGUCGGCGCUGGGGACCCGGGAGCAUUGGGAUGCUGUCUAUGAGAGAGAACUGCAGACUUUCCAAGAAUAUGGAGAUACGGGAGAAAUAUGGUUUGGAGAGGAGAGUAUGAACCGGCUAAUAAGAUGGAUGCAGAAACACAAGAUUCCUUUGGAUGCUUCAGUGCUUGAUAUUGGAACUGGAAAUGGUGUUUUCCUGGUUGAACUUGCAAAAUUUGGUUUCUCUAAUAUUACUGGAAUUGAUUACUCUCCUUCUGCAAUUCAGCUUUCUGGAAGUAUUAUAGAAAAAGAAGGAUUAUCUAACAUUAAGUUGAAGGUAGAAGACUUUUUGGAUCUUUCCACAAAGCUGUCUGGAUUUCAUAUUUGCAUCGACAAAGGGACUUUUGAUGCCAUAAGCCUUAAUCCUGACAAUGCAAUUGAGAAGAGGAAGCAAUAUGUGAAAUCUCUCUCCAGGGUGUUGAAAGUAAAAGGCUUUUUUCUAAUAACCUCCUGUAAUUGGACCAAGGAAGAGUUGCUGAAUGAAUUCAGUGAAGGAUUUGAACUUUUUGAAGAGCUGCCAACACCCAAGUUCAGCUUUGGAGGCAGAUCUGGAAACAGUGUAGCAGCAUUGGUUUUCCAAAAAAUGUCUUCAGGAGAAGCUGCGGAGUCUUCCUCUUCGUUACUGUCCUCACCGAUUGUGUACAGGAACUGAGCUUUUUUAGUAGACUUUUUGGGUCACCUUGGCUUUCAGUAGGGCCUCCUCAACUGUCUUGUCGCUGAAGAGGCCUCAGGGGAAGUUUUCUCAUCAUUUUGCUGUCUCCCCAGCAGUUUAGUAAUCCAGGAGCAGAUGUAGUUUCGUUUUGUUUUGUUUUUUCCACAGCAGAUAGUUUUUUCCCCUAUGUCAGUAGAUGGGUCCUCCUCAUCUCCCCUGUUACUUGGCCGCUUCUCCACCACAUCCUCAGGGGGAGCGUCAGUUGACUGCGUUGUCAUGUGCACCCUGUUUUGUGGCCAUUUGCCGAUUGUUCUGACCUACUUCCUGGGGUGAACAGUAGAUCUUGAUCUCUGAGGAAGUAUUCUUCCAUCCUUGGGGCAAGAUAAGAAGAGCUGGCCACGAUGUCGGUGCUUCCGUGCAGAGUGACGCGCUGCUCCCAGGAGAGCAGCAGUGCCACGGUCAGGCCCACAGAGGAGAACACUCACGUCUGCUAGGCAGACAGCUAUGGUGACUGUGCCCACAACAGUUCCCUGCCUGUCAUUUCCAUGUUUUCUUUAUGAUUUAAAAAAAUUUCCUGUAACUGCUAAGCAGUGGAAAACUUCAGAGCAGUAAAUUAAUUUACAGAAAGCAUGUAUUCUUGAUUUUUGUGCCUUGGUAGAGUUGAACUGAAUAUGACUGUUUAUGAAGAUUUGACCAAACUAUUGCAGCACUAGAAUAAUAAGCAAAACAACUUAGUGUUUUAAUAAACUACUGAUGAUAUAUAAGAAAUACUA